GGUUACACGUUCCCUCUUGCCCACCUGUCAGCUGUCAGCGUAGCAGGUACGUGUUUAAUUGUUGAGCAUCAUCAUCCUUAAAGAGGAUAAAGAAGAAGAAGAAGGAAGUGCGUGGCUGGGCCGCUGUUUCAGCCGUGUGCUGGGCAUCAACGUUGUCCCGGGCGCCCCAUCAAACAGGCGCGGUCCAUGGCCGUACCGGUUACAUCGCGCUAUCUGACAACACGCACACAGCCACGAGGUUCCCGGCUAUGGCGAAGGGUCCUCGGCACUGUCGUGGGCCUUGUCAUCGGCUCCUGCCUGCUGGUGCUCAUAGGCAUGAUCGCCAGCAUGGAUGUCUUCAUGCCUAGCAACGGUGUCUACCGCAACGUCAGCCACACCAACAUGGGCGUCCUCGAGACCGUGAUCACGGUCGCGGUGAAGAACAUCGCCGAUCGCUACUGGCGUUCCGACAAACGCGUCGGCGCCCCCGCUACCCACACCACCGACAGCAAGGACUCCUCCCUGUUGCUCAUCCAGAACCGGUCGCUGGCAUUCCACGAGGAACUGCGCGGACAGCUGUCCAUGGGCGCGCGCCCUCCCGACGUUGGCGACGGCACAGCUUAUGGCUCGACAGAGUUAGCUGUGCGGGCCACUGAAGUGCCCGGCGUAAGACUGGCAGCGAGCAGGGGCUUCGGCAGGCGCGGCCCUUCGUUAACAGUGGCGCGAAAUUUCCGGAGGAAACGUCGGAACCGACUACAUCGGUAGGUCGCCGACUUGUGGAGAAUGACGAGGUGCUGCAGAUGGUAUGAGUAAAUGCGUCAGAAGACACUGGAAAAACGCAGGCUUUUUUUAUUCGUUUCUCACGUGCGAGUCAAAACGUCGUGACGCAGAAGAUGGUCACAUGAGAGCAGUACAUUAUGAAGCUUCGGCACUCGCUUCAGUCGUCUGCAGUGCUGCUACACCGCGUGCCGCAACGACCAGCGGUACUGUAGAAGAGCAAGCGGGACUGCGCAAGUGCCAAAAUAUCCUGCUCCGACGUGACCAUUUUUCUACGUCACGACGUGAUGACACACACCCCCUGCGAAAAGCGAAACCAAAACUGGUUCGUAGGGAAGCUAGUACAGUAAAUUAAUUAGCGCGCUCUGUGGUCCUUUGACGACCACUGAAACCAAGGGCCGCCACGAGGUGCAGUGGCUGAAUCGAACAAAUUCACGCAAGCCAUCGACUAUGGAGAACUCGGAUUUCAACGGUCACUUGUUCCAACAGUUGAUGAAAGUAGACGUGUAGCAUACACGUUCUUAGGGGUGAAAGCGGAGAGGACAGGACGGGCCGGAACAGAUAUGGCCCGAAACUCCAACAGAUGAUGCCGUAAGUAAAAGCUGUGUAUUCUGAGCAUAUAACUAGGAAGGUUGGGAUAAUUUUGCGAUGGUGUGGGCUAUCAUCAUCAGCCACGUUUAAGUCCACUGCAGGACGAAGGCCUCUCCCUGCGAUCUCCAAAUACCCUGUCCGCCGCGAACCGAUUCCAACUUGCGCCUGUGAAUUUCUUAAUUUCAUCACUCCAACUAGUCUUCUGCCGUCCUCGACUGCGUUUCCCUUCUCUUCGCACCU
This is a messenger RNA of Dermacentor andersoni, 1587 nucleotides long. RefSeq lists its product as uncharacterized. The record is from RefSeq and is a predicted model, not a curated record. NCBI's taxonomy places the organism in Eukaryota, Metazoa, Arthropoda, Arachnida, Ixodida, Ixodidae.